UCCAUUUCAUCGAUGAGUGAAGGAAUCAAAAUAUUAAUAUAAUUUUUAAAAGAGGAAACUGCAACUAAAAUUCACAUGAAGCAUUGACAGAGAAUCUGUGAAAUAUUCUUAUACGAGCAAAUAGAAACGUCGGACUUGUACAAAUAUUUUGGUGAAAUUUGGUGCAAUGAUUGUCCACCUUAGAAACUUUCUUUUACCGUUCUACAAAUUGGAUAAACUUGGAAAAAUUCAAAAACAGUUCGUUAGAUACGGUUCUUUGCAAGCGUCGGCUAAAGUGUUAGAGCAUCUAAAAACUAGGAAUUUAUUGCGAGUUAGAGGGAGCGAAGCUUCAGAUUUCCUUCAAGGAUUGAUUACAAAUGAUAUGAAGCACUUCGAAGAAGGAGCAGCCAAUUUGUACGCGCUUUUUCUAAAUAUUAGGGGUAGAGUGUUGUACGACGUUAUCGUGUAUAAAAAUCAGAAAGACGAUGUGUAUUAUAUUGAAUGCGAUUCCCGAGCUGUAGAUUCGUUGCAAAAACAUUUAAAAAUGUAUCGUGUUAGAAGAAAGGUAGAUAUAGAUAAUUUAGGAGAUAGCAUUAAUGUUUGGGCAUUAUUUGAUAUUACUAGAUAUUCAAGUAAUACGGAUGCUGAUAAUAAUAGGCAGAAGCUUGAGGGUUUAAUAUUUCCAUGCGGUACUCUAAAUAAUAAAUCAAGCAAAGUGAUAGACAAUAUUAUGAUGUACGAAGAUCCUAGACUUCCAAACUUAGGCAUUAGAAUCUUAGCAGAAUCAAACAUUGAAAAGAGCGAAAUACAAAAGCGUUUGAACACCGAUAUGCUUAAUUCUGACGGUACAUUGAGCUAUAAAGCAUUCCUUUACAAACUUGGAAUACCUGAAGGUAUCGAGGAUUUGCCACCAGGGAAGCCCCUGCCUUUAGAAGUUAAUUGUGAUUAUUUACAUGGAAUUAGUUUUCAUAAGGGUUGUUAUAUCGGUCAAGAACUUACAGCACGUACCUAUCACACCGGUGUUGUAAGAAAACGUUUAAUGCCAUUAUUGUUCGAAGAGCUUCCCUCCAAAUCUUUUUCAUACGACGAAAAAAUUGUCGACGAGUGCGGUAAUAUGAUAGGUAAAUUUAGAGGAAACGAAAAAAAAUAUGGAUUGGCUUUAAUGCGAAUCGCCGAAACCCUCAGAGCUAAAUCUAUUACUAUAUCAGAUCAUAAAUUAAUCGUAUCAAAGCCUCUGUGGUGGCCACAAGAAUUGCAACAACAAAGUGUUUCCGUUGAUAAGAAAUAAUGUAUAUA
Colletes gigas is the source of this 1275-nucleotide messenger RNA. RefSeq names its product putative transferase CAF17 homolog, mitochondrial. The record is from RefSeq and is a predicted model, not a curated record. NCBI's taxonomy places the organism in Eukaryota, Metazoa, Arthropoda, Insecta, Hymenoptera, Colletidae. Bases 167 to 1267 code for a protein of 366 amino acids. The transcript has 2 exons. Gene Ontology annotation, molecular function: protein binding. Gene Ontology annotation, cellular component: mitochondrial matrix.